Messenger RNA from Chroicocephalus ridibundus (black-headed gull), 2389 nucleotides. RefSeq names its product aldehyde dehydrogenase family 3 member B1-like. The transcript is spliced from 11 exons. Gene Ontology annotation, molecular function: 3-chloroallyl aldehyde dehydrogenase activity; aldehyde dehydrogenase (NAD+) activity. Gene Ontology annotation, cellular component: cytoplasm. NCBI's taxonomy places the organism in Eukaryota, Metazoa, Chordata, Aves, Charadriiformes, Laridae. Gene Ontology annotation, biological process: aldehyde metabolic process. The coding region runs from base 114 to 1751 and encodes 545 amino acids. The record is from RefSeq and is a predicted model, not a curated record.
GGCGGGGAGCGCAGGCAGCGCCAUACCUGAUGAGGACGGGCGUGUAGAGCAGCGCCGCGACGGGGGUGACGUUGAUGCCCAUCAGCACCUUGCGGUCGAUGUCCUCCAGCUGAAUGUUGCUGUACUUCACCUCCCGGGCCACCACGCUCUCCGUGGACACCGGCAGCUCCUUCGCGCAGCUCGGCAUGCAGCAGCCCCUCGAGCCCCCUGGGCAGCAGCCCCCGGGCUACGGCAAGUGCAGCCCAGUGGGCGGCGAUGCCGGGAAAGCUGCCGGGUGCAGCGCAGGCAGCGGGAGCAGCGGAGGCAUCGGGAAAGGGCCGGUGAUCUGCAGCGCCGUAGGCGGGAACCCCUACGCGGGGCUGGUGAGCCACCUGCGGGCAGUCUGGCUCUCCGGGAAGACACGGCCCAUGGAAUACCGUGUAGCCCAGCUGGAGGCCCUGGGACGCUUCUUGGAUGAGAAGAAGCAGGAGAUCCUGGAGGCCACUGGCUCGGACAUGGGCAAGCCGUCCUUUGAGGCGUACUUCACCGAGAUCCUCCUCUGCAAGAACGAGCUCAACGACACCCUGAACAACCUGUCCCACUGGAUGAAGGACGAGCAUGUGGACAAGAAUCUGGUGACGCAGCUGGACUCGGCCUUCAUCCGCAAGGACCCGUACGGGGUGGUACUCAUCAUCGCGCCCUGGAACUACCCCCUCCACCUCUUCCUAGUGCCCCUCAUCGGCGCCAUCGCUGCCGGUAACUGUGUCGUCAUCAAACCGUCGGAGACGACCAAGAACACUGAGAGACUUGUUGCCGAAAUGCUGACCUGCUACCUGGACAACGACUGCUUUGCCGUGGUGACCGCCGGCGUGCAGGAGACCACCAGGCUGCUGGAGAACAAGUUCGACUACAUCUUCUUCACUGGCAGCCCCUCCGUGGGGAGGAUCAUCAUGACAGCCGCUGCCAAGCACCUGACGCCGGUGACGCUGGAGUUGGGGGGCAAGAACCCCUGCUACGUGUCCGACACCUGCGACGUGCAGAACGUGGCCCGGCGGGUGGCCUGGGGCCGCUUCUUCAACGCGGGGCAGACCUGCAUCGCGCCCGACUACGUGCUGUGCAGCCUGGAGAUGCAGGAGAAGCUGAUGCCCGCCCUGCGCGAGGCCAUCACCGAGUUUUUUGGGUCCAACCCUCGGGAAUCUCCCGACUUCGGCCGCAUCGUGGGGGACAAGCAGUUCCGCCGCAUCCGGGCGCUGCUGUGCAGCGGGCGCGUGGCCAUCGGAGGACAGACGGACGAGAAGGAGCGCUACAUCGCUCCCACGGUGCUGGCGGACGUGCUGCCCUCUGAUCCUGCCAUGCAGGAGGAGAUCUUCGGCCCCAUCCUGCCCAUCGUUGUUGUGGCCAACAUGGACGAAGCCAUUGACUUCAUCAAUGCGCGGCCGCGGCCCUUGGCUGUCUACGCCUUCUCCUGCGACAGCAAGGUGGUGAACCAGGUCCUGGAGCGGACCAGCAGCGGUGGCUUCUGCGGCAACGACACCCUGAUGCACGUGACGUUGACCUCGCUGCCCUUCGGUGGCAUCGGAAACAGCGGCUUGGGGAAAUACCACGGCAAGUUCACCUUCGACACCUUCAGCCACCACCGCGGCUGCCUGCACCGCAACAUGGGCCUGGAGGCCCUCAACGCCCUGCGCUACCCCCCCUACACCCAGCAGAAACUGGGGCUCUUGACGGCCACCUUCGAGAUCAAGCGCAAGGGCAUGUGCACCCUGCUCUGAGGGCUGCCCCCCGCCGCUCACGGACUGGGGGGGGGACACUCCUGCUCCCACCCCCCGCGGAGCCAAACCACCCUCUCCGAGAAGCCGGUGUCCUCCUCCCUCCUUGGUGCCGGUCCCCCGUUCCUUUGCCACGUCCUUUGCCUCGCUGCACGUCGGACGGCGGGGACGGACAUCUCCUCCUGCACCCUCGCUCCUCCCCAGCUCCCUCUGGCUCCAGACCGUUUGCCAGGACACAGGACGCAUCUGAAAUGGCAAAAAGUUCUUUUUCACGCCCCGUACGUCUCUUGCCAGCAGAGAAACGGUCCCCGGGAGGCUGAGGACCAGCAGUUAGCCCCAUUGCCCGUUAGACGGACUUUUCCUUCUGGAUGAACCCCGCUCUCCCUCCUCUCGGUGCCGGCUGUUGUUUUUUCCUCCGUGUAACCCUGCCUGUAGUAAAGACUUUGCAUUGAGCUCUCCUGUCUGGCCUCACCUCGCGCCUCCGUGUCCCAUUUUGGGGGGUGCUGGGCAGGAAUCCGUCCGCCGAGCCCUGGGCGGUGGGUUCCUGGUCCCCCCAGUGUCCCCAUCCAUCCCACCGCCAUCCUCAGCCACACCGCUGGGGGUUGUGUCCCCAUCCGUCACCCCGUGCCUGGUGGCGGCGU